AUGCCAGAAACACACAAAGAAAUAAUAUUAAGAGAAAACUUUCGCAGCCCAGAAAAGAUAGUGAUCAGAAAAAUUCUGAAUCCUGCUAUAUAUGUAGAAAAGCCUAUAAUACCUCCAUUACGAAAAACUAGUCCAUUAUUAGUGAAUUCCGUUGAGAGUGACGAAGAAAUCACUAUUUCCAGCAGAAGCAACGGUACAUUAAUACUAACGGAUAGAUCUGUGAAAAGAUGUACUUGUAUCAGCAACCAUGGUAUUUGUCAAUGUCAUUCACAAGAAAUUAUCGACAAAAAAUCAGAAAGUUGGGAUAGCGAUUCUGACUCUUCUUCAUCCAGUGCGGAAAGCCAAAUUACAGUUAAAUCGAAAAAUUAUCUAUCAGAUAUAGACGACGAAAUGAGGUUAUCACUGGGAUCCAUUAAUACCGAACGCACAGUCACUUUAGAUGCCAAAGAGAAGGAAGAAAAAGUUAAAAAAUGGUUGAAACAGAAAGAGCAAGAACUUAAGCAGAAAAAGCUGGAAGAAGAGAAAAAGAAACAAGAGGAGGAGCGUGAAAGGCAAAUAAAGUUAGCUCAGAAAAAGGAGAGUUACAUGAAAUGGAGAGAAGCGAAGAAAUUGCAGUUAGAGAAACAGAAAAAGGAGAAGGAACUACAAGAGGCAGAAAAAAUUCGGUUGGCUGAAGAAAAGCAGAAGAAACAAGAUGAAAACGAAAAGAAAUUUCAGAUGUGGUUAAAGCAGAAGAAGCAACAGGAAAAGGAGAAAAAAAUGUUUCAGAAAAUGACUGAACUUAAAAUAUACCAAGAAAAACAAAAGCGAAUGGAGAAAAACGAAAAGGCAUUUCAUGAAUGGCUCAAAAUUUCAAAAUAUCGUCCAAAGCCGUUAAAUAACACACUCUGUACAUCCCCUUCGGUUACCUUUAUUAAUCCCGAUCCCUGGGUGGCGAAUAUAGAUGGAGAAACACCGAUAACCUCAAAAUAA
Diorhabda sublineata is the source of this 972-nucleotide messenger RNA. Its product is annotated as DNA ligase 1-like. The transcript has 3 exons. Bases 1 to 972 code for a protein of 323 amino acids. The record is from RefSeq and is a predicted model, not a curated record. NCBI's taxonomy places the organism in Eukaryota, Metazoa, Arthropoda, Insecta, Coleoptera, Chrysomelidae.